GAGGCUCGAAACAAUUUAAAACAUCUAAAAAUACGUUUCUGGAAAUUCGCAGCAGCUUUAGUGACCACCCAAAUUCUGUCACUAAAAGCCUAAACGUCUGUUGCUAAAACCUCAGAAUUGCACCCUCAUGAAAAAUCACCAAAUCGAUCGAUCUAACUCAAAGGGAUGGAGUUCCCUUACCUCUAGAACGUGCCUAGACCUAGGUUGGAUGACCCGGGACGUUGAUCUCCUUGUUGACCGAACUCUCAACGUCACCGCUAAUAAAAUACGAGCUUCAGAUUAGACUAUCGAUAAAUCGAGUUUAGAAAUCGCAAAGGGGUUCAUGAUCCUUACCUAGAACACGAAAGGGAUUGGAUUCGGAUUGGGAUCGGGAUCGGAAUCGGAAUUGAGGUCGGGAUCGGACACUAUGGAUCGCUAUGGUGGCAUCAUCACGAGGAUCGCCCGACACUUCCAAGUGAAUCUGGCUCGCUGCACCAGAGUCGGAAGGACGGAGUCCUUCCUAGUGGAGACAUUAUAUAACCAGAAGUUGGUACUCCAGGGCGAGAGAGGAGUGGAGUACCUUGACGGACUCCGACCUUCCAGAGUCAUCCGAGCUGCAGUAGCACCGGCUCUAGUGGAGCCUAACCUCGAGGUCCCACCAGCAGCAGAGCAGCCACCUGCUCGUGCACCCGGCCGCCGCCGGCGCACACUGCUCCAGUACCCUGCACAGCAGCCACCACCACCACCACCAGCAGGUGAUCCCCCCGUUCAGAGGGUGGAUCGCCUAGGACGAACUUCAUGGGAUUCUCAUCCCGCCUCGACCGGUAGAUCGAUAUUCUCGAGCUUAUGGCUCGACGCCAGGGUAUCCUACUAGAGGCUGGAGAGGGUCCUUCCACAGGAGAUAUGUAGCCGACGAGUGAGACAUGUGGUAGAGCGGAGUCCUUUUGCCCCACUUCUCUACUUGUAACCCUGAACUUGUGUUCUUUUUGUUUUUGUUAUUUUCUUCAUUUUGUGUGUGUGUGACAUAAACUACUAUUAUGUGUUGUGCUUGUAAUAACCUCGCCUCGAGUGAGUCAUAUUGUGUUUCUGUGUGUGUUUUUUUGUCUCUCCUUGAAGCUCAAAUUAUCCUACCCCGGUUAGAUUCCAACUUUCACUCACCAAGCCCAAGCGGUAACAUCAUUCUAUCCCUUUCUCACGCCAUUGAGGGCAAUGUCGAGUUUAAGUGUGUGUGUGUGUGGGGGGGGGGGGUAGUUUACUAGUACAUUUGUGUGAGUGUGAUUUAUGCUUGGAGCCUUUUAUAUGCCUAAAUUUCAAAAAUUUGAGGGCUCCAAGCAAUGUUUGCAUGAUCAAAGUGGCCAGAUGGUGGGAAAUUCUCGUGUUUAUUGGCAUUGAUCUUGAAUUGUUGCAUGUGAUCGAGUAUAUCCUAUGAUGAUGACUGAGAAGUUCAUUAGGAUAGGGCAAAAUUUUAGUUCUUAGGUGUGCAUAAAUGAAUGGAUGUCUUGACUUGAUCACUUGUUGCGUACAAUUGCCAUGCAUUGUGUUUGUGAAUUGGAAUAGAUGGUUGGGUAACUAGGUAGCCUGUGAGCUUUGAGCCGAUCGUUUUCUCCGGUGUGAUAGUUCCCUCUUACCACGGUGUGUAGCAUCACAGUUGUCACUAGCAAGUAUGAUGGAGGCAUAGGACUAGUCCACGCCCAAAUGUUGAUUGUCCCGAAAUGUGUUAUCCUUUAGUCAACCCCUUUGAGCCUUGUGACUUCGAGGGUCGUUCUCAAUUUAGGAGCUUCGUGCGUGUGAGCUUAAUGGUGUUAAUAGAAUGACACCCAAUCCUUUCUUCGUGUCUAAACAAGAGUCAUCCUUGUGUCCUGGAGCUCUCGCCUUUGAGUUUCCAUAGAGGUUCUACAUAGGAGGUUCGCGUGCGGUCCUUGCUAGGGAUGAGAAAAAUGAAGUGUAGUUUUGGAGUAGAUAGCAUUGGUCGUUAAAUGUAUAGGUGGCAAGUGUUUUUACUCUCUAGCACUCCCCUCAAAAAGAAAAGAAAAAGAAAGAAAAGAGAAACGAAAAAAGAGGUAAUAAAAUGGGGUGAAUAAA
Messenger RNA from Linum trigynum, 2061 nucleotides. NCBI's taxonomy places the organism in Eukaryota, Viridiplantae, Streptophyta, Magnoliopsida, Malpighiales, Linaceae. The record is from the annotation of a GenBank genome assembly.